AUGGAUAAGUUAGGCCUUUCAGGUAGAUUACCGUCAUUCGGUAGAGCUAGUCACUCGCCACCAGACAAGAAAUACGUCGACAUGCCCCCGCGGAAUAUGAAAAUCGCCAACUGUCCAAACAAUGCGUUGGCGUUGGCCAAUGUUGCUGCUGUGUCACCAUCAGACUUUCCCGACAACAUCUACAUUGCUGUGGAUGAGUUCUUUGUCUUCACGACGCAGCAUUCGAGCAGCGUGGAGCCGGGUACCAUUGGCUUCAAUGGCAAUCAGCGGACGUGGGGAGGCUGGUCACUGAAUCAAGAAGUGCGGGUGCGGCCGUUUGACCUUUUCCGGCAGAGCGGGAAGCAGGCAUAUUUGGGCGCGCUGGACCUGGAGAUAUCGUUCCGGAACCGGUCCAAGGCAGUGGACACCCAGUUUGACCAGGAUGAGCUCGCGAAGCACUUUUUGAAAACGUUCGACUCGCAGGUGUUUUCAGCCACACAAUAUCUUGUCUUUGAGUUUAAGGGGCACAUAUUUGACUUGCGCGUGCGCAGUCUACAGACUAUCGAUUUGGGAGAUGUUGAGGUGAUUAGCCCCGUGGCAAAUGGCAUAGAGGCAAAGGGGAUUCUCGUGAAGCAGACUCAGGUGAAUUAUUACAAAGGGCGGGAUGGACUAGUGAACUUGAAGUCUUCGAAUUCACUUCGCCCUCGGUCCGACGCAGUCAUCCGGCCCGACUUCAAGUUUGAAGACCUGGGCGUCGGCGGUCUCGAUCGUGAGUUUACCAAGAUUUUCAGACGUGCGUUUGCGAGCAGAAUCUUCCCACCUGCCGUUAUUGAAAAGCUCGGUAUCUCCCAUGUCAAGGGUCUUCUGCUCUAUGGGCCUCCAGGUACCGGUAAGACUUUAAUUGCACGGAAAAUUGGGACUAUGCUAAACGCGCGCGAACCGAAGAUUGUCAAUGGGCCGGAAAUAUUGAGCAAGUAUGUUGGUUCCUCUGAGGAAAACAUCCGUAACCUGUUCAAAGAUGCGGAGGCAGAGUAUAAGUCCAAGGGAGAGGAAUCAUCUUUACAUAUCAUUAUCUUUGACGAAUUGGACUCUGUGUUCAAGCAAAGAGGAUCCCGCGGAGACGGGACUGGGGUAGGCGACAACGUGGUUAACCAGCUGCUCGCGAAGAUGGACGGUGUAGACCAGCUGAACAACAUUUUGGUGAUUGGUAUGACAAACCGUAGAGACUUGAUUGACAACGCAUUGCUACGCCCGGGCAGGUUUGAAGUUCAGGUUGAAAUUCAACUUCCAGACGAGCCUGGACGGCUACAGAUUUUUGAAAUACAGACCAAGAAAAUGCGUGAGAACGGUAUGCUUGCAACGGAUGUUGACCUCAAGGAGCUUGCAGCCCUGACGAAGAACUUCUCAGGUGCCGAGAUUGAGGGUCUUGUCAAAAGUGCGAGUUCCUUUGCGAUUAACAAGACCGUUAACAUUGGUGAAGGCAAGACACGCAUGAACGAUAAAGAAAUAGCACGUAUGAAAGUCACACGGGAAGACUUUCUUAAUGCGCUAAGUGAAGUGACUCCAGCGUUUGGGAUCAGUGAAGAAGACUUGAAGACGUGCGUUGAAGGUGGGGUCAUCCACUAUUCUCCGCGCGUAGAGCAGAUUCUGAAGCACGGCUCCAGAUAUGUCCGGCAGGUGAAAGACAGCGAGCGCUCCAGGCUGGUAUCUUUGCUCGUUCAUGGCCCCGCUGGCUCUGGUAAAACCGCGCUAGCUGCAGCCAUCGCGCUGAAGUCGGGCUUUCCCUUUAUCAGGAUGAUCUCCCCAGUGGAGAUCGCCGGUAUGUCCGAGGCUGCCAAGAUUGCCUACAUCGACAAUACGUUCCGCGAUGCCUACAAGUCUCCGUUGAAUAUUCUUGUGGUUGACUCGCUUGAGACCCUGGUUGACUGGGUCCCAAUUGGUCCACGCUUUUCGAACAGCAUUCUUCAGGUCCUUAAGGUAUAUCUCAAGCGUAAGCCGCCAAGCGGUCGGAGGCUGUUGAUUAUCUCUACAACUUCGACUUAUUCCGUGUUGCAACAGAUGGAUAUCCUCAGCUGUUUUGACAAUGAAAUUGCCGUCCCAAACAUCUCUUCUAUAGACGAGUUCAACAACGUUAUGAUUGAGACCAACUUCCUGGACGAUGCAGGCAGGGUCCAGGUUAUUAACCAGCUUGCCAAUGUCUCGCCAAAACUCAACAUAGGCAUCAAACGUGCCCUAACCAACAUUGAGACGGCAAGACACGAUGAAGAUCCUGCCAAUGAGAUUGUUGAACUGAUGGCCCAGGCAGUUUAA
Molecule: messenger RNA, 2289 nt
Organism: Eremothecium gossypii ATCC 10895
Lineage: Eukaryota; Fungi; Ascomycota; Saccharomycetes; Saccharomycetales; Saccharomycetaceae
Gene: SEC18
Product: AAA family ATPase SEC18
Exons: 1
Coding region: 1-2289 (762 amino acids)
Biological process (GO): SNARE complex disassembly; Golgi to plasma membrane protein transport; intra-Golgi vesicle-mediated transport
Cellular component (GO): Golgi stack
Molecular function (GO): ATP hydrolysis activity; ATP binding
Source: RefSeq, marked provisional